Molecule: messenger RNA, 1965 nt
Organism: Pestalotiopsis fici W106-1
Lineage: Eukaryota; Fungi; Ascomycota; Sordariomycetes; Amphisphaeriales; Sporocadaceae
Exons: 3
Coding region: 1-1965 (654 amino acids)
Biological process (GO): DNA-templated transcription
Molecular function (GO): DNA binding; zinc ion binding
Source: RefSeq, a predicted model, not a curated record
AUGCUCAAGUUUGUCGAGGACAAUGUCGGCGGCGUAGGGACGAAGCGCGCGUCAGGUCACAAAGCCUGCUCAACCUGCAAGAAACGCCACAAACGGUGCCACCACAAUGACUCCGUCUCCAAAGUACCAGCUGUCUCAACACGCUCUCAAGGGGCAAAUGUUUCUCGGGGAGAUUCCCCUCAAGAGGAACGGGCAAGCCAUGCUCUGUCGUCGCCGCAAAUAGAUCUAGGACAGCACGACGAAGCCACACAACCACAAGAUACCACUGAAGACACAAGACGUGGGCAAGAUCCAGAUGAACUAGCUGAAGGCGCUUAUCUACGCUUCAUUGGAGAUCUCAACCCCGAAGCAUCCUUUCUCAGACGGUAUCCUCAGGAUUCUACCGCCGCGUCUCCAACCAUUCAUGAAAUUGGUGUUUGGCAAGACAGAAAGUCACAAGAGCGGAGCCGCCCAGAACACACUAUCAGUGCCUCUGAUAUCGACGUUGAAGCCCCGGAAGGAUGCAGCAUUCGACGAUCAGGCCUGGUCAGUCUACAGGCAUUGUCACCAUAUCUACGCAAGGAGUGUAUUUCCGUCAUGCCACCCGAGUACGAGUACGAAACCAUAUCCAAGGUCUUUUAUUCAAAGUUCGACACACUAUUUCCAAUCUUGCACGGUCAAAAUAUCUCGGAACUUGAUGUUAUGGAUAGCACCGCAAUUAAACAGUGCAUCUGUCUGACCGCAGCACCAGACCCUUCAUUGAGGCCUCACCUUCGACUGCCACACACGGAGGCUAUCUUGUCGCCGUUGGAAUUUCGAAGCUACCUCGCUGCGGCAGUCAAGCAAUCGCUAGACAUGGGAUUCAUCCGCGACAAGAUAGUUUUACUACAAGUCCACGCGUUGAUGGCAUUCUCCUCGAGCGAAGCCAAUGGUAGCGAGAUAUCCUCAAUUUAUUGCGCCCAGGCCGUGCUUUUCUCGCAGACACUGGGGCUUCAUCUGAGCUGGCCUGAAGCGGCCAAGGCAAAACGAUCGCGAUGCCUUUACUGGUGUGUCAGGGUUCUUGAUCGCUUGAAUGCGGCUACCAAUGGUCGACCCAUACUCAUGCAUGAUAGAGACGUGGAUAAGUAUGUAAACGAGUCCAUCGAGGAGCAGGUUUUGCCUUUUAGGCUUCUCAUACGCAUUUCCGGCAUCUUGGAUGCUGUCAUUGCCCAGUAUCGUCCUCACCCAUCUGGAGAGACACAAGUGCCUCCUGAAGUCUCGUUUGAGGAGCUGGUUCGUGACACGCAAGCGUCGGGCAUAGGGGAUGGAUUGCUUGCCUCCUUGGAGGUGUUUUUCUCGGCUGUCAUGAUUUUACGCGAUCGACCCAACAGACAGGGCAACGCCCAGGAACAAAUAUCUCAGUCUCCAACUCAAGUCUUCCAUGCCAUGAACAUCGUUUCAUUGCUGACAGAGGAUCUCCAAAGCACCAUAACCUAUUGGGCGAUUGUUCCUUACGGCAUAGCGCUAGCUACCUCUGUGGCCUAUCGUCUGAUGCGAAACAGCAGUAUCCUAUACAAGCGAAAGCGGGCACGUCUCCUGCUUUGCUCGGGAUGUGAUGCCCUAGACGAGCUUACCGCAUCGUUCCCUUCAGCGCUCAAAAUGGCAAAACUUGCAAAGAGCGCGCUUCGAGAAUUUGAUCGUGCUGGAACCAGCACAACGUCAACAACGAUACGUGGCCAGCGACUCCGAGAAGGAAAUCCUCCAGUCAAUCUGGAAAACAGGACACCGGGUGGAGAAACCCCUCUAAUCGGAUCAGCAGUCUCACAGGGUCCGAACAAUGGCUUAAACCUUGAUUCAGGGUUGUUCUGCGAGAGCGGCUGCGAUUUUGCAAUGCCUACUCUCGACACCAUCUGGAGCAAUGCUCUCGAUAUUCCCGUCACGUCGGAUAUAUUUGAUAAUUUUAGUCUUGGCAACAUGGAUUCGGCAGAAUGGCUACAGCCGAUUUAG